This is a messenger RNA of Pediculus humanus corporis (human body louse), 9876 nucleotides long. Its product is annotated as apolipophorins precursor, putative. Lineage: Eukaryota; Metazoa; Arthropoda; Insecta; Psocodea; Pediculidae. Gene Ontology annotation, molecular function: lipid carrier activity. The record is from RefSeq and is a predicted model, not a curated record. Gene Ontology annotation, biological process: lipid transport. The coding region runs from base 1 to 9876 and encodes 3291 amino acids. The transcript has 39 exons.
AUGCAAAGGACUGGAAACUUUUUAAAACUUGAAGAAGGUGUCACUUAUAAUUAUAAUUUAGAAGGAAAUACAGAAACUUACGUUCCAAAAUCUAAAGGACCAUUCGGUGAAUCUGUUAAACUUAACUUUAAAGCUAAAGUUGAAGUUUCUUCACUUCCCGAAUGUAAAACUGUUGUUCAACUCAGAAAUGUGCAAGUCACUGGACCUGAUGGAAAGCCUUAUCAAAGCCUUCCAAAAUUAGAACAACAUCCGUUGGUAGUGAGUCUUCACGGUGGGAAACUUGAUUCUGAAGUUUGUGCCGCUCACGACGACGAAUAUGCUUCUUUGAACGUUAAAAGAGCUGUUGCUUCAUUGCUUCAAGUUGGCGGUUCCGAAAGAGGAGGAAGCAAUGUCGAAACGGAUGUUUUCGGUGUUUGUCCAACUUACUCAAAAGUGACUAAAGAUGGAGAAGUGACGGUGGUUGCAAAACACAGAGAUUUGGAAAAAUGUCAAUUCAGAGAAAAAUUGAGACAAUCAUUUUUUGCCGUUUCUCACGGACACGAAUCCGAAUUACAGUCGUCACCAUUGAUGGACUCACAAUAUGAAUCCGAACAAAGAUUUAAAAAUGGAGUUUUAGAAAGUGCUACCGUGAAAGAAGAAUAUUUGUUCAGGCCAUUUUCUAACCGAGAUAGCGGUGCCAAAACUAAAGUACUUACAAAACUAGUCUUCGAAUCAAAAACUCCAGCUGCUCCACCAGCUGUUUCCAAUAACGAACCCAGACAGGUAUUUUUUGAAAAUCCUCAUGAAACCGUAACGUGCACUGUACAAACUUUGAUGACAGCUUUACAUAAAGUAGCCGAUAGUGAACAUGCCGAUCCAUCAGUUUCUGCUCACGUCGGUAAAGACUUUGGUGACCUCGUGCGUUUAAUGCGAAGAGCUUCAAAAGCAGAUUUGCUUUCGGUUUACGGAAAUUGUAAAGCCGGUGCCGGAUUCAAAGACCGACAAGUAGCCAAGAAAGUCUUUACCGAUGCAUUAUUUGCUGCUGGUAGUGCAGACUCGGUUGCGGCUGCUGUUGAAUUGUUACAAAGUAACGAAGUCACUGGAAAAUUUGCUAAAUAUUGGUAUCUCAGUUUUGCUUUCGUUCGUCACGUUUCCGGUUCUACAUUAACUUCAGUAUUGACCCUUUUAGACAACCCAAAAGCACCAUUUGAAGCAUACCUUGGUGUUGGAGCAUUAGCCGGUCACUACUGCCGUGAACACAAUUGCGACGGUGUUCCUCAAUUUGAUCAAUUAUUGGCUAAAUUCACCGAAGUACUCGGAACGAAUGCAAAAGGUUCAAGAGAAAAGGAAAACCACGUAAUAGCUGCUCUUAAAGGUCUUAGAAAUGUCAAACAUCUUAAUGAAGAAACUGCCAAUAAGGUGACUCAAUUAUUGAAAGAUGGCCACGCUUCAACUCGUGUUAGGGUUGCUGCAUUGGAAACUGCACAAACUGAUGCUUGCCGUGGAAAGCUUCUCAAAGGAGCAUCUGAAGUUUUUUACAAUCGCGAAGAAGAUUCCGAAGUGAGACUUAAAGCAUUUUUAGUCAUGGUAGAAUGUCCCAAUCCAAAACUUGCCAACAAAUUAAGUGAAUUUUUGGAAACGGAACCUGUCAACCAAGUUGGAUCUUUUGUCACCUCUUACUUGCGAAACCUUAGAAGUUCUUCAAACCCAGACAAAGAACAUCUCAGAGACGUUCUUUACAAUGUCAAACCCAGAAAGAAGUUUCCAUUCGACGUCAGAAAAUUUUCCCGAAACCAUGAAUUCAGUUACAAUUUCGAUGCGUUGAGCACUUCGGCUUCCGUUGAAUCAAACGUACUAUUUUCGCAAAAAAGUUAUUUGCCAAGAUCCGUUAAUUUGAAUUUGACCACAGAAGUAUUCGGACACGCUUUCAACUUAUUCGAAUUGAACGUCAGAGGUGAAAAUCUUGAAAGAGCAUAUGAAAAAUAUUUUGGUCCUAAAGGAUACUUCAGUACCCACAAACCAAUGGAAGUUGUUCGCGAUGCCACUCACGUGUACAAGGAAGUAAGAGAUCGAGUUAAGGACAAGUACAGCAACUUUGUCAGUAGAAGCAGAAGAAGUGUAUCCAGAGCCGAUACAGACAAUUUCGCAUCCAAAGUUAAAUUGUACAAUUCGAAAUUGGAUUACAAUGUUGACCUUGAUUUAUCAUUGAGAGUUUUGGGUAACGAACUUUCUUGGGUAAACGUUGAAGAUGUCGAAACUCCCUUUACUCCGAAUGAAGUCGUGGACAAACUUUCUCAUUUUGUUGAAAGCAAUUUAGGAAAAGUCAAAGACUUAAAUAAGGACUACAAAAAUCAUUUCCACUUCUUGGACACUCAAUUAACAUAUCCAACGAGUAUGGGAUUGCCAAUUCGUUUGAACGCUGUCGGAUCCGGAGCAUUGUACCUUAAAUUUAACGUUAACUGCGAUGUUGCCUCUUUUAUGAAAGAUCCUAAAAAUGGUCAAGCAAAAUUUGAAUUAGUUCCCAGCGCUUCUGUCGACGUCACUGGAGAAUUUUCAGUUGAUGGAUACGCCGUUGAAGCGGGAGUUAAAGUUUCCGGAAACCUUCACUCAUCCACGGGAUCUGAAGUUUCGUUGAAAAUGCUCGACGGACAUGGCUUCGACUUAAACGUUGGAUUACCAGUUAAAAAAUCAGAUCUCUUAACCGUAAACACUGACGUUUUCUCUUUUGUUAGAGAACAAGGUCAAGUAGGUACCGAACAUGCUUUAGAAUUCAACGUUCCUAGAAAGGAUUACCACGGAUGUUUUGAUCAACUUCAAUCCCUCGUCGGUCUUACUUUCUGCGGUGACGUAGGUUUCCCAAGCGAUCAAAAAACGCUUGUUUCUGGAGCAGCAAACUACCCGCUUAACGGUCAUAGCAAAGUUUCACUUCGUAUCGAAAAAGAAGAUGAAACUUUAACUUCUUACCAUGCUAGAUUUUUCUUUGAUCUCGCUAAUCCCCAGAACAGAAGAGUCGAAUUCAAACUUGAUACUCCAGGAACUAAAGUCCCGAGGGAAAUCAGUCUGUUGGCUGCUCUUACAACUCAACCGGAAAAAGCAGUUGAUUUCCGUUUUGUUUCUCCAUUGCAUAGAGUUUCUGCCAAAGGAGCAUUGACAAAUAACGAUCACGAAUACACCAUAUCUGGUUUUGCUCGUUUAGACGAUGCUCAUGAGUACAAAGCCAGAGUUGGUUUCCUUAAAAACGGUCAAGUCUUCAAACCAGUUUUGGAAUACACUCCUGUAGGUGGAGUUCCAACCGAUGUUAAAGUAGAAGGAGAAGUUUUGGUUGAAAAAGGUGGUGACAGCCAUAGAAGAUUCACGUUCCGAGGAUUAAGAAUUUUGCAUCCGUCAAGAACUUACACUGUUGAUGGAACGGUCGAAAUGGAAAAAACUUUCUGCAAAGCAGAUUUGAACGUUGGUUAUAACGAACAUACCGUACAUGUUAAAUCUGAUAUAUUGGUUGAUAGAAGCUUGAAGCAUGUAAAAGUUGACGGUGCCCUUUCGACUACACAAUAUCCCGAAUUUAAUUUUGCACUAAACUACGAAUAUAAGAAAGAAGACCAUCAAGUUGAAAACAAUCUUGUUGUUUCCCACGGCAGAGAUUUAGCAUCAACUCAAAACAAAUUGACGCUCUAUCAAUUAGUGAGAUAUCAUUACAAAUCCCUUCAAGAAUAUGACGUAUCUACCAAAAACUUACUUUCUUAUCCAGUUUUUGGAGUUGAAGUCAGACUCGACGGUGGAAUGACAAGAAAACAUUUCAACUACGACGCCGAAGUCAAAUAUGGAAAAUACAGAGCACAUUCGAAAUUGGAUGCCAAAACAGCUUUGAAAGAAUUGGGAGACUACGAUGUAGACUUUGUCCUUGCUGCUUUUGAUAAAGAGCUUUGCUUAUCGGCCAAAAGAGAAGUUGUCGAUCCCUACAAGUCGAGAUUUACACAAAAAUUAGAUUUGAAACCAGGAAAAUCAUACGAUUUGGCAGCUGAAGUUGUUCAUCACUUCGGAGGAAGCGAAAUGAAAUUUUCUGUUGUGGCCACGAGUACCAACUACCCCAAUUACGUUUUGGACGCUGGAUUUGUAACCACUCCCGCAUUGUUUGACGGUCAUUGUAAAGUAAACGAUGGUACAAAAGACUGCGUGGAUGGUUUCUUGAAAUUUUCAAAAGUUCCUCCGCGUCAAGGAAACUUUAAAUUGUUUAUCGACAACGUUCUUGAUUCCCAAGGAGAAUGUAAUUUACAUGAAAAAGUAACUGGUAGUUUUUCAGCACAUUUACUUAACGUCAACACCGUUUUCAAGGGAUCGUUUGAUUUGGCCAAAACGGAAAAUAAAUAUGCCGGCCAAGUUCAAGCCUCAUCUGAAAGAAACGGACAACCCAAUUGGCAAUUGUUUGUUAACACCGACACUGACGUACAAAGUACUUCGGUAAACUCGAGGAACAAAGUCAAACUUUCGGAAAAAGAAUUAGAACUUAACUUCCACGGAGAUUACAAAGGUAAAGAUUUGGACACGAGUUUCGCGGGUGGUUACGAAUUGACACUUCCAAGUGGAAAAUUUUUGAUGGGUAACACGAAAUUAGCCUACAACGUCCUACACAAAACAAUGAAUGGAGAUUUGUUUGUCGAAGUCGGUUAUUCCGAACAAAGAGGAGGACAUUUGACGAAAUAUUUCUUGGAUUCUUAUGCUAAAAACUUGAAUUUGAAAAAAUAUUCCGUCGAUUCCAAAUUUGAAGUUGGUCGAGAAUGUCCAAAAGGAAAUGUUAAAUUUUCCAAUUUGUUCCGUUGCAUGCCCCACGAAGAAACCUACAUUAUGGACGAAGAAACAACCUUCACUGGAAGUUUAGUGAAAACUCCCUUUGAAUAUAAAGGACACGCGGUUUUUUCAAGGGCAGAAGCUAAUUUUGAUGUUUCUAGUAAUUUUGGUGAUUAUAACUUUAAGAGCAGAGGAAAAUUAUUAACCGGCGUCGAAGAUAAAGUCAGACAUUUGGAAUGUCAAACUGAAUUGAGCACUCCUCACGAAUCAGCGAGAAGAGUACAAAUGGAUUCCGUUUUUCAUUUCGGCGUCGGUGAUGAAACCAAACCUUUUGUACAACUUAAACAAGAAUUCACGUGUAAUGAAAAAAUGUUUAAAGUUAACGGUGAAGCUGAAUUACACAAGAAACAUGGUAAUUUGAAAGGUUCACUCAUGCUUCCUGGAGAACCUAGACCAUCAACACUUGAUGUUAAUUACAAACGAGAAUUGGUCAACGAUCUUAGAAAAACCGAAGUUUUUGUCAACGCCAAUUACGAUAAUGACAAACACGUUAACGUAAACAGCGUUUUCGAAUAUAAAACUGGAGAAUAUAUGCUCAACGGUCACGUGACCGGACAAACAAGCCUUCAAAAAUUAAGCUCUUUUGAUUUGCAGUUCGCUCACAAAAAACUAUCGAGCACGGCUAGAAACACCGAUUUCGGUUUAACCGUCAAUGGAGAAAAAGUCGAAGGAUUCUGUAAAAUCGAUCUUGCACCUAAACAACGUUUGGUAGAUUUGACCGUCAACAGCGCAGGUGGAAAAUCCCGUGUUUUCUACAAAGUAAACCAUAAAAGCGAUCGUCAAGUAACGAACGAAGCGCAAUUCGUUUGGACAUUAAAUGGCGGAGGUCAAUUAGAUUUAUCGUCAAACGUUGAUAUUGAAUCCCACGACAAUUUCCACGUUCUCAUCAAAGUCAAUUCUGAAAAGCUCAAAAUCAACAAAUUGAAACUCGAAGUUGGAAACAGAGCAACAAAGAGCGGAACCGGUAAAAAAAUUAAUUUCGCAGCUCAAACUGCUGACAAAAAAGGAUUCGCCGGAAGUGUAACUUACGCCAUGAAAGAAUUACCACACGGUUUCACACUUGAAGGAAAAGGUCAAAUUGAAUUCCAAGCCGCAAAACAUCCUCUUACGUACAAAGCCGAAUACAAAACAUUAACUCGAGCCAACGAUGGUGAAACUGGUACACUUUUCACGCUCAACUCUGAUUUCGAAAAAGGAAGUUUUGUUCUUGAACAAAAACUUUCCGACAAAGAACUUUUCUACGUUAGUAAAUUUUGCCGUGAUAAUGUUUGUGCCGUUUCUGAAAUGAAAAAUAAAUUACAACUUUCAGACUUUAGUGAAAUGAACCAUGAAGCAUUCCUCUUGUAUCAAAAUGAUUUCCUUGAAAAUCAUUACACGUUUAAAGCUUUGAGUAAAACACACAGAAAAGGUUUCACCGUUAAUCACGAAACUGGUUUGAAUGUAAAUGGAAAAUCUUACAAUCUUAAAUACUACGUCAAACAAGAAGAUGCAGGUUUGGUCCUCGAUUUGCCAAGUCGUGAAGUUGCAGCUGUGGCUUCAUACGAUUUCCCACUUCAUCUUUCAACUGGUAAACCAAAUACUGAUUUCAAAAACGUUCAGGUACGAUUCGAUGGUUCAUUUUAUUUGGAUCGAAGAAACAAACCUAACGACAAAGGAAACUUAUUCGUUUAUGGUGAUUUUGCUGCUACUAGUAAAUCGCUCAGUUCUAAAGGAGAAGUUAAAAUCACACAUCCGGCAUUGCACAAAGAUUUGGUACUCAGAGGAAAAGGAGCUGCUGCGGUGGAUCAACGCCUCGUUGAUGUAUCUCUCGAUGUUGAUGUUUUCAAUAGAAAGAAUCAAAGAGUGACCUUAACUCUUACGGUCGAUCACUUUAAAGCUGGCAACGGACACAACGUUACUGCAAGCACUGGAUUAGUGAGCAAGGGAAUGAACUUGGACGUUUCAACAUCAAGUCAUCUUUUUGCUGACGAACAUGGACUCAGCGCUGGAUCAUUCUUGUACUACCACGAUAGCAACAACGUGAGAAAAGAAGCCGGAGCAGUUUUCGAAGCUAAUCCCAAACGUUUAUACGCUAUGGUAAGAGUUCCAGCUAAGGAAUUACUUAGAGUUGAUUCGGUUGUACAAGGUGAACCUCAACAUCAAGUAGUUGAUACCGAAAUUAACAUUGCCGAAUUAAGGCACUACACUGUUAGAGUUGAAACAACAGGUUUGCAUUCAUUGCACGCUUCAAUAUGUCCAAAAGAUAAUCCCAACCAUAAAUUGUUUUUGACCGCUGGACUUAACCCGAAAUUACUCGAAUUUAAAGUCGAACAUCUCGAAGGAGGAGCUACAGACAAUUUAUUAGCUGUUGUUUUGACAUCGAGAAGCAACCAAGAAACUCAACCAAAUUUUGAAAUUAACAGCGAAAAAAUCAAAGAAAUAAUGAAAAAAUGUAAAUCUACUGGCAAGGAAACAGUUGAACAAUUGAAAAAAUUGGUUGUUGACUUGUCCAAACAAACGGUUGAAGACUACAGUAACUUGCUCAAAGGUGUCAAAAAGGCACAACCCGAUUUCAAACCUUUAGUACAAUAUUAUCAAAAUGAAUUCGAAUUGGCUCGUAAAGAAUUAGCAGAAGAUCCUUACUUUAAACAUUGUUCCACUGUAUUCCAAAAUGUUUUUGGAGGAGUCAUUGAAUUUUUAGAAGAAUACGUCAAAAAAUUGGUUUCCUCAUUUGAAAAACUCUCUCACGAAGUAGACGAAGUGCAAGUAAAAUUAACUCAACUUUGCAAAGAAGUUUUGACAAGAGUCACGGAAUCUUAUGAAAAAAUGGCCGAACCAGUUAUGGGUGUAUUCACACACUUAUGCGAUGGUGCUUGUGCAGUAGCUGAAUACGGUUUAGACUUUUUGAAAGCUCACGAACCUGAAAUUAAACAUGUUUUAACCGGUGUCAGCGGCUACGUUCAAGAAUUUACUCAAUUUUUGGUCAAUACCGUGGAUCAAGUAAGACAAGAAGCUAGAGACUUUUUCAAAGUACUCGUCGAUCAACUUAAAACUUUACCCAUUUACACCACCUUCGAAGAAAAAUACAAAGAACUUACCAAUGUUGAAUUACCACAAACUCUUAAAAACUUCUAUUCCGAAAUAACAUUUGCCGUCGAAGACAUGAUGAAAACACCAGAACUUAAAGAUUUCUUCGAAAACUUAUUGGGUUAUCUUUUCAAGUUUCCAGUACCUUCCUUCUUGGUCAGAUUGCCUAAAGUCGGACCAUUCAAAGAAUUUACAUUUGUCCGUUAUUUGAACUCUUUAACUGAAUUACCAUCGCUUUCCGACUUUUAUUACACGUACAGACCAUUAAUGUAUCCAGCUCGCAACGUACCACCAUUUGAAGCUCGUGCUUUGAUCGCUGAUUCUCACCAUUUUUUUACUUUCGACCAAAAACACUUUGCAUUUAAGGGCACGUGCUCUUACGUUUUGGCUCAAGAUUUCUUAGAUGGAAACUUUAGCCUUGUUGGUAACUUUGAAAAUGGUAAAAUCAAAUCUGUGGUUAUGAAUGAUGAACACGACACCGUUGAAUUAUUCUCUGACAAUACCGUUUCUGUUAAUGGCCAACAUGGAGACUACCCAGUCGAUCAUAAUAACUUCCACGGAUGGGUCCGUUAUGGAACAUUCAAUUUAAAACAUAAAUCUGGAGUUCAUCUCACUAAAUAUCACAAACAAGAUACUUUUGUUGUCAAAGUUUCUGGAUUUUACUUCGGUCGAACCAGAGGAUUGUUGGGAACCAUUUCUAACGAACAUUAUGACGAUUUCCUUUUACCAAAUGGCCACGUUGCUAAAGAUGUUGUCGAAUUUGUCGAUGCUUAUAGAGUUAACGAAGCUUGUCCAAGCUGUGUUGAAGUACCGAGUGUUCAAGAACGCGUUCCAGAAUGUACUAAAUUUUUCUCAAGCGAAUCAAGUCUUUCUAAAGGAUUCCCCUUGGUAAAUCAUGAACUCUACAGAGAAGCUUGUGAUCAACUUGUCUCAGGAUCUCCUGACAAAUUGAAAUCUGCUUGCGAUGUUGCUGCUGCAUAUGUAUUAGCACUUAAACCACACUAUCCAUUCACACUUGAUGUUCCGGAGGAGUGCGUUAAUUGUGUAAUUAAUGGCCAACCAACAAACUACGGACAAGAUUUAACGGUACAAUCACCACAAGGCAAAGCCGAUGUAGUUAUUGUAUUUGAACAAUCUGCAUUUAACAAUCAAGUAUUUAAAGAAUUGUUAACGCCAUUAAUGCCAGUUCUCAAACAAGAUCUUGAACAAAAAGGAUUAGGAGACGUGAAUUUCGCUUUGAUUGGAUACGGAGGCCCUGAUCAUGAUUAUCCAGUUCAUUUUGGCAAUAACGGAAAAGUUACAUACGAAGGAAAUGCUGAUAAAAUUAAAUUUAAAACUGAAGAAGAUCCUAAACCAAAUUAUGAAAAAUGGGAAGAUAAAUUAAAAUUUGUCAUUAAUUUUGUUAAAACUGAAUUAGGACACGAACCAAUUGUAUCAGCCAUGGAAGAAGCUAAUAUUUACCCAUUCAGACAAGGAGCUGCUAAAAUCAUUCUUUUGGUGAACUCUCAAAGUUGUCCUCUCAGUCCAACAUUCCCAUUUUCAUUACAAGUACCUAGAACUUUGAGCAUUAAAAAGUAUUACAAAGAUUUAGGAUUGCAAUUUCACUUGAUAACUCCAUUGUCAAAAACAAUGACAGUAAGCAACAAACCUGAAGCUGAAUUGAAGAAUGUUGUCGGUUUUGAUGCAGAAAAAGUGUACACUUUUGCUGAUGCUAAAAAGAAUGAACUUGAAGGAGAUGCCAAUGUUAGACCACAUUUAGUUUACAACCAUGAUUUAUGUGUUACAUUCUCUCAAUAUAAUGGUGGAGCAGCUUUCAAUUCCAACGUUUUUGCUCAUGCCAAACCUGAGCAACAAAAGAAAUUCAUUCAUGUGGUUUCCAAGAGAAUUGCACAAGGAGCUGUGGCUCAUCACUUUACUGAAAGUUGUUCAUGUGCUUUGUAUCACGGAGUGUUUUCAUACCCUAAAUGUAGAGUAGUCGGACACGCUUAA